AUGUCCCUCCCAAACCCCCGCAGAAGGUCUCCGGUGACUCGCCCGGGAACCGAUUGCGAACAUGAUCUUUCUCUUAAGACGGCUGCCAUCCUUCGCAAGGGUGCCACCUUCCACUCUCCUACCUCUCCCACUUCUUCCAACGACGACUUUGUUCCUCCUCGGCUAGAGAGAUCCCAAUCAGACUUUGAUGAUGUUGUCGAUGCCAGCCGGCGUCGCAUUGCCCUGACUCUAAACGACAUCGACGAGGCCCUCUCCCAGGCAAAGGACCUCUCCCUGUCCGACAAGAGCCCCCGAAGCCAGACCCUUCGGGACACAAGCUUGCCUGUUCCUCGAGGCUUCCUCGAGAUGCCUGUUGUCGACCCCUCCAUGGAGCGACGCGUUCUGCGCCCUCGCUCCGUUCGACGCUCACGAAACCAUGCCUCUGACAGCGGCAUUGGCAGCUCGGCCGCCUCUACCAACGAAAAGGCCGCUGCCACAGACUCUACCAAGAAGCCCCAGGUGUCCGCCCUGACCAGGUCGGCUGCCUCUAGCACCACCAAGAUGCUUCCCACCCUUAGCCCUCGGGCCAUCAAUCGCAUCCGCGAACACACUCUCCGUCCUCUUUUGGAGAAACCCACGCUCAAGGAUUUUGAGCCCAUUAUUCUGGAUGUGCCUCGACGCAUUCGAUCCAAGGAAAUUAUUUGCCUGCGAGAUCUCGAGAAGACCUUGAUCUUCAUGGCACCGGUAAGUCGACUUCUGACUGAUGAUGGUGUUUGGGGUGAUGCUUAUCGGUUGUUACGUCAAAAGGAGAAGGCCAAGUCCGCCGCCUUGUACCUUGAUUUCUGCCUCACGUCCGUCCGAUGCAUCCAGGCGACUGUCGAAUACUUAACCGACCGCGAACAAAUCCGGCCCGGCGACCGACCUUACACUAACGGAUACUUUAUCGACUUGAAGGAGCAAAUCUACCAGUAUGGCAAGCAGCUCGCUGCCAUCAAGGAAAAGGGCAGCCUCGCCGACGACAUGGAUAUUGACCAAUCUGACGAGGUCCGACUCUACGGCGGCAUCGCUGAGAAUGGCCGCCCUGCUGAGCUUGUCCGCAUCCGAAAAGACGGCACCGCUAUUUCAAUGGCCACUGGCAAGGUAGUUGACAUGGGGGAAUCUCCCGCACCCAUGAAGCGCUCACUGAGCCAGCAGCGCGAGGAUGAGGAGGAGAUUAUGCGAUCCAUGGCCCGCCGGAAGAAGAACGCCAGCCCGGAAGAGCUGGCUCCCAAGAAGUGCCGUGAGCCCGGCUGCACCAAGGAGUUCAAGCGCCCCUGCGACCUCACCAAGCACGAGAAGACUCACUCUCGUCCCUGGAAGUGCCCCUUCGCCACUUGCAAGUACCACGAUUAUGGCUGGCCCACCGAGAAGGAGAUGGACCGCCACAUCAACGACAAGCACUCCGAUGCCCCUGCCAUGUUCGAGUGCCUGUUCAAGCCCUGCCCCUACAAGUCGAAGCGUGAGUCAAACUGCAAGCAACACAUGGAAAAGGCCCACGGCUGGACCUAUGUCCGCACCAAGACCAACGGCAAGAAGGCCCCCAGCCAAAACGGCUCUGUCGCCCAGCACACUCCUCCUCUGGCCAGCGUCUCUACUCCUUCUACCACCCCGACCUACAGCGUCUCCACGCCUCCACAGGAGGGCACUCAGAUCAUGACCAAUGAUUUCCCUCUUUACCCCGCCGAGUCGGACUGGCUUGCCACCUACGGCAUGCAGCCUGAGACCAUCGAUGCCAUGGACCUUGCUCUCGAGAAUCCUUCUCCUUCUUCUGCAGCAUCCUCGUACGAGCAGUACCCACCCUACCAGAACGGCUCCACCUUCAUCAUCAACGAUGAGGACAUUUACGCUGCCCACGUCCAGAUCCCUGCUCAGCUCCCCACCCCCGAGCAAGUCUACAGCAAAAUGAUGCCUCAGCAGAUGCCAAUCUACCACACCCAGCCACAGCCCUGUGCUACCAUCCCUGCCAUGGCACAGCAGCAGGAGUUCUCUCCCAACGCACAGCAGAAUGCAGUUCUCUACACACCAACCUCACUGCGUGAAGUCGAUGAGGGUUUUGAUGAGUCCUUUGCUUCUGACGGCGCUGACUUCCAACUGUUCCCGGCGUCACUAGACAAGACCAAUGCCGCUUUCCAAUCUCUGUUUACAGAGAUGCCAAGUGCCAACCUGGGCUUCUCCCAGGCUACACAGCCAGACAUUUUCCAACAAAUGGACUGCUGGAACCUUGACUACCAAGGAUUCCAAGAAUAA
Molecule: messenger RNA, 2265 nt
Organism: Trichoderma gamsii
Lineage: Eukaryota; Fungi; Ascomycota; Sordariomycetes; Hypocreales; Hypocreaceae
Product: zinc finger transcription factor ace1
Exons: 2
Coding region: 1-2265 (754 amino acids)
Source: RefSeq, a predicted model, not a curated record